Messenger RNA from Pseudoliparis swirei, 6211 nucleotides. Its product is annotated as zinc finger protein 865-like. The coding region runs from base 1076 to 5134 and encodes 1352 amino acids. The transcript is spliced from 3 exons. NCBI's taxonomy places the organism in Eukaryota, Metazoa, Chordata, Actinopteri, Perciformes, Liparidae. The record is from RefSeq and is a predicted model, not a curated record.
CACGCACACGCGCUCGUGCAAACCCGUAGCGUACACACGGUGUAUUUAUUCAUGAGGGUCCUGCUGGAUUGAAUCCAUAUUUUUGUGCAAACUGAAGGUGCAAAAGAGGUGGUGUUUUUUUUCUUCUUUUUUUUCUGGGCGGUGUGGUCGCCCCCGGACAGACCGACCUUUCUCCGGCUCCAGCCCCGGACAGACCGACCUUUCUCCGGCUCCAGCCCCGGACAGACCGACCUUUCUCCGGCUCCAGCCCCGGACAGACCGACCUGUGCUCGGGCUCUCUACCCCGGAACCAUUAUGCGGACAGGAAACUACCAUUUCACCGCGAGCAGCAUCGGAGGGAUCCGUCGUCUCCACAGCGGAGGGGAGGAGGAGGAGGGGGGGGACAGCGACGUCUGACACGGGGCGGAAAACAGCCGAGCGAGGAGAAAAGAGGGAAAACACGACGGAAACAAAACAAAAGGGCGCUGGUUGUUGUGUGUGUGUUUUUUUCUGUUCUCCUUCCUUUCUUUCACUCCACUCGGUGAAGCGGAGCAGCGAGACCAGUUGGCGGCAGACAACCGGACCGGACCGGACCGGCGGAACUAGUUUCUGUGUGGAGCAGCAGCCGAUGGAGAAACGGGCCUUCCGCAGCGUUUCUCCACGGGUGAAGAACAAGGCCCCGAACCCGACGGGUUAGCAGAUUUCUGUAUAUCUGAAGUAAUCACUGCAGGAGCAUCUCUCGUGUACUGAUCCAAGUACUUGUUCGUCAUUCAGGCGGUCUGAAUCACUCCGUGAGGCGACGCUGCGGCUCUUCCUCCACGGGAACAACGGACGCACUCGACUUCACGGGAGGAGAACACGACGAUGGAAGACUCAAGAAACACGAGCGACUCUUCAUCUUUCUGUAUGAGUUGUAGCUUUGCCUAUUUUUGAACUUUUUGAACAUCUCUACACGCAACGUCCCACGGGAGCACCUGGAGGCGCCGAGAGGUUCUGGAGAUUCUGACGUGGUGCGACCAAAUCAAAAGAGCGUCGGCUUCCCGUCGGAUUACGAGCCGGUUUGUCGGACUCUCGGCUGUCCGGACGACCUCUGACGAUGUUCCAGUUCAGCAAAUACCCCAUGGACAUCCUGGAGAUGCUGAGCGGCCACCAGGCGCACCAGUUCAAGGGGCUGGGCCUGGAGCGCCAGCUGAGCCACCAGCAGCAGGUGCAGCUGCAGCACCAGCAGCAGCUGCAGCAGCAGCACCCGCCCUCGGCGGACGGCUCCGGGGGCCUCCUGUCGGGCCUCGGCCUCGGGCCCCUGCAGAGCUCCCGGAGCAACGCCUUCGCCGACUCGUCGUCGCUGUUCGCCAAGAUGAGCGCCCCUCCCCCGCCGCCGUCCAUCUCCCACCAGAGCCAGUCGUCGUCCUCGUCCCACGGCUCCAGGAAGUCCAGCAAGAUGAGCGGCGGCGGCGGCGGCGGCGGCUCGGGCUACCCUCAGUUCCUGCGGCCGUUCCACCCGGCCGAGGCGGCGCUGGCUCAGGAGCAGCUCCACUCGGGGAUGGGCCGCUUUGACUUUGGCGGGAGCGGCGGCGGCGGCGCGGGGGUUAUCGGCGGGGUCGUCGCGCCCGCGCCGCCGCCGCCCCCGCUGCUGCACCCGGGUCUCUCCGUCCCGCAGCCCUCCUCCGGCCCCGCCUCCUCAGCUCCCUCUCCCUCCACCUCCUCCGCCUCCUCCGCCUCCAACAACCCCUCCGGCGGCACCGCGGUCCCCCUCGUCGGCCAGUCGGACCCCCGCAGCCUCCACCAGCAGUUCAGCUGCAUGCUCGCCGCCAACCAGUACUUCCUGUCCGGCGUUCCCACCAACAGCAGCCUGGAGCAGUUCCUCGUGCAGCAGGGCACGCACAACCACCUGGGCCUGGGCCUGGGCCCCGGCUCCGAGUCAAACUCGGCCCUGGCUCCUCCCCCGGCGCUCCACUCCUCGCACGGCCACGCGGCUCCGCCCCCUCAGCAGCAGCAGCAGCAGCAGCAGCCCCAGGCCUUAUCUAACCCGCACGGCCACGCCCACCACCCGCUCCACCCGGCCCCCCAGCCCCCCCCGCUGGGCGGCUUUGACUUCCAGGGCAUCCCGGUGCUCUCCUCCAACCAGCUGGCGUCGCUCAUGCAGCAGGAGGCGGGCCUCCCGCUGCCGCUGCCGCUGCAAAUGUCGCUCUCCAAGGACGACGCCAAGACCGGCGACAGCUCGUCGUCGUCGGCCUCGAGCGGCGGCAGCAGGAGGAAGAAGGCGAUGGCGGGCUACCUGCCGCAGAGGAAGUCGGAAACUAGCAGUCAGAGUCACGGCGGCGGCGGCGGUAACUGCCAAAGCUCCUCGUCGGGCCUCGUGGGCGGAGCCUCCGGGGGCGUUGGCAUAAGCGGCAUCGGGAGCGAUCCGCCGCACUCCUCCCACCUGUCGUCGUCCUCGCAGCAGUCGUCCUCCGCCGUCUCCUCCUCCUCCUCCUCCUCCUCCUCCUCCUCGUCCGCCCCGCCCUCCUCCACCUCCACCUCGGUGCUCGUGGCCAACGGCAACCAGCAGGUGUCUAAAUCGAACCCGGACGGCCGCGGCGCCGCCGCUUCGUCCGACCGGCCGGAGCCGGAGCCGCUCUACCACUGCGGCGAGUGCGGCAAGACCUUCACGCACCUCUCCAGCCUGCGGCGCCACCUCCGCAGUCACGGGCUGACGCCGGAGAGCCAGAGCCGGAAGUCGGACUGCGACUCGCCGAGCCCGGAGCGCGUGUUCUGCUGCGGCGAGUGCGGCAAGCGCUUCAAGAAGAGGGGCCACCUCAUCCAGCACAGCGUCACGCACUCCCAGAACCGGCCGUUCGGCUGCGCCGUCUGCCAGAAGUCCUUCAACCGGCGGGAGUCGCUCACCCGGCACGAGAAGAUCCACGACGAGAAGCCCUUUCGCUGCCCGGCGUGCGGCCGCUGCUUCCGCGAGAGCACGUCCCUCCUCAACCACGCCGCCUCGGGUGCCUGCGGCAAACCGCCGCGGACCUCGAAGAACCGGGUCAACGGCGGCGGCGGCAGCGGCGGGUCCAACCCGAGCGGCGGCGGUAAGAUGGGCGGCGGCGGCAGGGAGGUGAUCCCAAACGAUGGGGCAGCAAUGACUAACGACAAGUACGCCACGGAUUAUUCCAGAAACCGCUACCAGAGUCCGUCGGCCUACGACGACUACCGGCGGUCGCAGUCCUCGCUGUACUCGCCCGAGAGCGACAUGAGCAACCAGACGCUGCGUAAGGCCCCUUUAGCUCCGACCCUCCACCCCCACCCUCAGAGCCAGCCGCCGCCGCACCACCACCACCACCCGCCGCCGCCGCCGCAGCAGCAGCAGCAGCAGCCACACCUCCCCCUCUCCUCCCUGUUGGACGAUUCAGAGGACGAGGUCACCAGCAGCGCCAUGUCGGCCAUCGCCGCCGCCGCCGCCGCCUCCUGCGACAUCAACACGGAGGGCCGCGAGGGCGAGCGGCGGGACAUCAUCGGAGGCCUGCUGGGCGGGUUGGGGUUCGGUAACAUGGGCGGCCCGUCGCCCAACGGCGCCACCGUGCCGCUCACCCACCCCGGCCAGCCGCACGCCAAGCCGCGGCGGCCGAGGAAGCCGCGGGACAAGCGAGACCCGGGCCACCUCGUCCGGAGAAGGCGGAGCCCCGCGCCGCCGGGCGACGGCACGGAGCGGCCGUACAGCUGCCAGAUCUGCUGCAAGCGCUUCCGGCGGGCCGAGACCCUGCGGCGCCACGACCGCGUCCACACGGGCGAGAAGCCGCACGCCUGCGACGUGUGCGGCAAGACGUUCCGCGAGCCGUUCCACCUCACCAAGCACCUGACGGUGCACUCGGGCCAGAAGAACUACAAGUGCAACCUGUGCGGCAAGAUGUUCGCCUACGCCCAGAGCCUGGUGCGGCACGGCAAGCUGCACCGCAAGGGCGAGAUCGACGGCCAGGGCCGCCGGAUCAAGGGUGCCGCCGCCGCCCUCGCCCAGGCGGCCGCCUCGGGGAACCCCGACUACUUCUCGCCGUGCGCCCAGGGCGAGAAGUCCCCGACGUCCGGCACGCCGUCGGCGCGGCUCUACACCUGCACCGUGUGCUGGAAGUCGUUCCGCCACUACUUCCACCUGACGGCGCACCAGCAGGCGGCGCACGGCGGCGGCGUCGGCCUGGAGAAGUCGUUCCGCUGCGAGGCGUGCGGCAAAGCCUUCGCCUACUCCAACAGCCUGGUGCGCCACAAGCUGUCGCAGCACGGCAUCGAGCGCGGCGCCCAGCGCGGCGGCCCGGCCCCGCCGCCCGGAUACUCGCCGCUCUUCUACGAGUCCGGGUCGGGCGCCGGCUACGCCGCGGCGUCUCACAUGCAGCAGGGGAACCCGGCCCAGCAGCAACAACAGCAGCCGCAUCUACAACAACAACAAGCGCCACACCAGCAGCCGCAGCACCCUUUUCACGACCGCUCAAAAACCCAGCAGAAGCGCCCCGGGCCGACCCGCACGCCGCGGAAGAAGAAGCGGCGCAUUCUGAUCCACAGCAUCAUGCGCGACGGGAAGCUGGUGGGCGUGCCGCUGAGUAAGGACACGCGCAGGAAGCUGCUGGUGCUGAGGAGGAGGAGGGGCCGGCUGCAGGCGCAGAUCAAGAAGCAGAAGAUCCUGGCCCAGCUGCGGGUGAAGGGCGGCGCCGUGCGCGUGACGUCGUGGAGCGGCGGUGCCGUGCGCGUCGCCGGGCUGACCUCCAUGGAGGUCCCCAUCAAGCGCUUCCCGUGCCCCAUCUGCCCCAGCGCCACGUUCGCCCUACCGGGCGCCCUGCUGGUGCACCGCGCUGCGCGCCACUCGGCGAGGAGCGCGGGGCGCCGCGCCCGCCUGCGCUGCCAGGCGUGCGGCCGGCGCUCCGGCUCGCUGCUCAAGGCGCUGAGGCACCGCGGGCGCCACCUCAAGCAGGCGGCGUUCCAGUGCCGCCGGUGCCGCCGCCGCUUCUGGAACCCGGCGCUGCUCGCACGCCACAAGUUCUGCUGCCGGGGCGGGGCCGCGGCCCGCUGGGCGCUGGCGAAGGCCGAGUCGGCCCCGCCGCACGGCGCCACGGACAAUUCACCGGUCCAGCUGAUGGUCGCCCCGGUUCUGGUGCAGCCGGAGAGAUCCACGGUUCUGACCGAGUACAGUCAGUAAACAACAACGGUGACGUGGAAGAAGAAGAAGAAAAAAAACAGUUUUCUAGACUAGAUUGUUUUUGAUGUUUUAUUUUUUUUAAAUAAUCCAAGAAUCGAGCGAGUUUUUAACUGAACAAGAUGGGAGGAGGACGGGGUUUAGCGUAACACCCCCCCCCCCUGAUUAAUCUGUGUACAUGCACCCCCCCCCCUCCCUGCCGGUGGUUCGGAGGACUUCGAAAGACCCGAAAAUCAGAACCACUCCUCCUUGUUUUAGUAGCACCCCAUAAAAAAAGAAGAAGAAAAAGACGCAUUAAUCCAGUUUCCUCUCCUCUUUUCUAUUGUUUCUAGGAGCCUCCAUGUGGGAGGCGGCUAGCAGCGAGGUACCUUUAUAGUACCAGGUGUAUUUUCCCAGGUAACCCGUGUCGUGUCUCUUGGCUGUGCGUGUCUCAUCUGUUCCCCCGAGGGGAGAAUCUCUCUUUUUAUUUUAUAUAUAUAUAUAUAUAUAAAUAUAUAUACACACCGAGAUGACUUCUGCCCUCAAGAUAAAUUCAUCUUUUUCAGCGUAAAAGUAGAAAAACCAAAAGGUCUAGUCUGUCACAAAAGGCUGAAGUGAAGGAAGGAGGAAACGGAAAAGGAGUCAACCUUGUUUUUAAUGUUCACUACUUUAGUCUUUUUUAACGAGGCGUAGCCGCAGAAGGAAAAACCGCCACAGAAAUAACCGCAGUGUACUGUACAAUUCGUAUUAUAUUUUAUUAUAUAUUGAUUAUUUGCUGUUUUUUUAUUUUUAUUUUUUACUCCAGUAUCAUUUAUUUCCUCACCGUUGGUAUUGUGUGUGUGUGUGUGUGUGUGUGUGUGUGUGUGUGUGAGGGCAUGUCGGGGUGAGUUUGUGUCGGUGUGACAUCAUCACCGGCUCCCUCGUUGCCACAGUUAUGUACACAUAGUUUAUUAUUAGGUCCUUUUGUCCUUUUUUGUUUUCUGUAAAACUAAAACAUGUAAUAUUAUUACUAAAUUACUAUCCUUUUUUUGUUUUUUUUCUUUGCCUAAAAAGUGAGUUGUUGAAAACCCUCAAAUCAAAUAAAAAAGAAAAAAAUCUGAA